Saccostrea echinata is the source of this 1284-nucleotide messenger RNA. RefSeq lists its product as uncharacterized. The transcript is spliced from 6 exons. Gene Ontology annotation, molecular function: protease binding; metalloendopeptidase inhibitor activity. Bases 228 to 827 code for a protein of 199 amino acids. Gene Ontology annotation, cellular component: extracellular matrix. Gene Ontology annotation, biological process: negative regulation of endopeptidase activity; negative regulation of membrane protein ectodomain proteolysis. Lineage: Eukaryota; Metazoa; Mollusca; Bivalvia; Ostreida; Ostreidae. The record is from RefSeq and is a predicted model, not a curated record.
AGCGUGAGGGUUCUUGUAUUGGACGCAAGGACACUGAAUGAAGAGAUCCCCCGCGUCAUGACGUGCUUAGUAGAAUUCUGUUCAAUAUAGAUUUCUUUGUAAUUUACACAAGUUCCCAUUUCAAUUUUGUACCUGAUAUUUUAUGACGUUUCCGGUACCGGAGCGAUAUAUUUGUCAGCGGCUACAUGGGACACUAGUUAUUCAUUAACUAGAGAGCUACAGAAAACAUGGAGCGAGGACAGACUUUAUUUUUCUUCUGUCUUAUCAGCUAUUUCAGGUCUUUAUUGUGUUGUCAAUGCUUUCCUUCGCAUAUACAAACGGAUUAUUGUGCAGCAAGUAUCGUUAUAAAAGUGAAAGUUCAAGAUCUAGCGAUGAGUGAUUCUGAGAAAUGGCUUCGGUAUGAUGCAAAUAUUUCCACAGUUUUCAAGGGCCGUGAAACAUUUUUGUUUAGCAUACCCGACACAAUGGAAAUCGGCACCCCAGGGCCAGCGCACUCCUGUGGUGUCCAAUAUCUAAAGCCAGGUCUGGAAUACCUAAUAUCAGGUAAUAGGGAUGAACGUGGACUCAGAGCAAACGCCUGCUCAGGCGUCAAGUUCUGGACAGAUAUCCAAGCAACUCUUCUCCACAACGUGGACUGCAAUUGCAAAAUUUUCAUUCCAAAAACAUGGAAUAUUCCCAUGAAGAACGAAUAUCCACCCAAGACAGAUGACAUGUGCCUCGCUCCUACCAGGGGCACUUGUCAAUUUAAAUCGGGUGUGUGUAAAAGGGAUCAAAAUGGUGUUUGUCAAUGGAACCUUGUUAAACCUUGUUCGGAUAAGGCUCCGUAAAUUUAUUUCAAAGGAAAUAGGGAAUCCAGUAGUUUUUCUUUCGACUAUAACAUGGUGAAAUGAAUGAAAGUUAUGGGAAAUUUGUAAUGUUUUAAUUUUCUAUUAAUUUACUGAAUGUGUUAAUAUGUAGAAAUCUAAUCACACGAUUUUAAUUUCUACUAUAACAUUCGCCAUGUGAAUUCCAAAUUCAAAACAUUAUCAAUUUAUAAACUACUUUUCCCAAAAUCAAUAAUAAAUCCAGCGAGUUGAUAAAAUGUUUUUUGUUAUUAUCACGUGCUAAGUUGUUUAUGUUUUGUUAAAUUAGGGUAUUUAUCAUGUGCUUGAAUGUUUUAUUGAUAUUGUGUCAUGAAAAAACUGUCUAUACAGUUUGAUAAUUGUGAUAGAGAAUGUACAUAAUAUUUUUUGAAUGCUGUGAAAUGAACAUAAUAUUUUUGAACUGUAUAAUACUAUUUUUAAU